Paramormyrops kingsleyae is the source of this 2296-nucleotide messenger RNA. RefSeq names its product transcription factor EC-like. Gene Ontology annotation, biological process: regulation of transcription by RNA polymerase II. Gene Ontology annotation, molecular function: DNA-binding transcription factor activity, RNA polymerase II-specific; RNA polymerase II cis-regulatory region sequence-specific DNA binding; protein dimerization activity. Lineage: Eukaryota; Metazoa; Chordata; Actinopteri; Osteoglossiformes; Mormyridae. Gene Ontology annotation, cellular component: nucleus. The record is from RefSeq and is a predicted model, not a curated record.
ACAGAAAAAAACAUCCCUGCUGAGACCAUGAUUAAAUCUUGUUUACCUGCCUGCUGAUCCAAGGUGAAACAGUAAUCGAGGUACUUAACUGAAAAUUAUUCUGUGGCUGCUACAGCACCUUUUUAAUGAACUCAGGAAAUACCAGCUUCUACCCCAUGCUUCUUAUAUAUAGGGGUAAAAUAUUAAAGAUGUAUGCAUACUAUGAAAAAAAGCUAUCAUGAGUAUACAUGUUCCAGUCGGGAAUGGGCCUGCGCAGUCGGGUGGAUGAGGGCUUCCUGCCUGCGCAGGCACCUGUUGUGUCUCUUCACAGUGGGGCAUACACGGCAGCCAUGUUCCAGUCGGGGAUGGGCCUGCGCAGUCGGGUGGAUGAGGGCUUCCUGCCUGCGCAGCCACCUGUUGUGUCUCUUCACAGUGGGGCAUACGCAGCAGCCAUGUUCCAGUCGGGGAUGGGCCUGCGCAGUCGGGUGGAUGAGGGCCUCCUGCCUGCGCAGUCACCUGUUGUGUCUCUUCACAGUGGGGCAUACGCGGCAGCCAUGUUCCAGUCGGGGAUGGGCCUGCACCUGCAGCUGAUGAAGGAGGAAGCAGAGCAGCUGCAACCAUGGUGUCGUCGUCCAGCACCCGGCACCUUCGCCUGGACACCCAUGUACCCUCAACCCCCUCCCAGCAGGGACCUGGCUGGACAGUGCCGCCCCCCCCGGCGCCCUCAGCCCCAGGCCCCCUGGACGGUCCAGGGACACCUGGAGAGCCCCAAGUACAGCCUGCAGCCCUCGCAGGCCCAGCAGCUGAAGCAGUACCUGGCCCUGGGCUCCAAGCUUGCUGGCUGUGGCCCUCUGGAGCCUGUCUCACACUCCCACCAGGGGCAACUCCCGGUACCCAUACCCAUCAUCCACAGCGGGCACCCGGCACUCCCCAGCACUGGAAGCCCCCCGGACAGCCCUGCUACUCUAAUGCCCAUCGCCUGCAGUGCCAAAGACAGUGAGUUCCCGAUGGAUGAAGUCAUUGACGACUUAAUUAGCCUGGAAUCCACUUUCAGUAAUGAGGGUUUGGGAUGUAUGGAUACUCACCUCACAAUGCAAAACAAUGGAUCCCACAGCAACAGCAUGAUGGACGUGUAUGGCACUGAGCAAGAACAUGACACAAGAGUUUUGGCCAAAGAAAGACAAAAGAAGGACAACCAUAACUUAAUUGAAAGGAGAAGAAGGUACAACAUCAACUACAGGAUCAAGGAGCUUGGGACACUGAUACCGAAGUCGAAUGACCCCGACAUGCGUUGGAACAAGGGCACCAUACUCAAGGCCUCGGUGGAGUACAUCAAGUGGCUGCAGAAGGAGCAGCAGCACGGGCGCGAGUUGGAGGGGCGGCAGAGGAGACUGGAACAGGCCAAUCGGAGGCUGCUGCUCAGGAUCCAGGAGCUGGAGAUCCAGGCUCGAGCACAUGGCCUCCCCAGCAUGGCCCCUUCCCUGGGUUCCACUGAGUCACCCUCUCACCUCCUCAAGCUUCAGCAGAUGCCUCAUGCACAGCAGGCUGUGUACCAAGAGGACCUGAGUGGGGACUACGCAGAGAGCCCCAUCGCCCCCCCCACGGGCCACACGGAGCACGGCGGCACAGUCGUCGCCUUUUCGGAUCCCCUGUCUCACUUCACAGACUUCUUUAAUGGAACUCUUAAAGAGGAGAGUCGACUGGACCACAUCCUGCCAGGAGGCUCACUGUCGCCCUUUGACGCUGACCCGCUCCUCUCAGCCACAUCGCCCCCUGCCUCCAAGGGGAGUAGCCGCAGGAGCAGCUUCAGCACAGACGAUGGCGACGACCUCUGACCCCCCGCCACCAAGCGGCACUCGGCCAGUCCUGAAAAUGACUCUUUUUGAUGUUUCUUCGUUAUCCCCAUCCACCACAAGGGGGCCUUCUACCAUGAACAACAAGCAGCAAACUUACUAAAAGGGAGGGGCACUAUCGCACUCAAAUGCCGCGGCAGUGUUUUUAAAUUAACCAUUGCUUAAUUGGUCAGCACUAUUUCAGUGAUAAAUAGCGUCGUAAGAAGCACUCAAACUGCAAACAGGAGCUAAACUGUCUCGCCGAGUCAGUGAUGCUAAUUCCAGGUUAUGCAGGUUAUGAAGGCUGAAAUCAUACACACUUUCGCGUGUUGAAUAUGACUUUUCAUCUUUUGUUCAUUGUUUGUUACGAUCAUUUGAUUGUCUUCUAUAGAUUGUAAUUAUCAAGCUUUUAUACUGUAUGCAACAUUACAAUUAUUUUUUUUAUGUGUUGGGUGGGGAAAAUAAACAAAAUAACAUCCCAUCAA